Messenger RNA from Mesocricetus auratus (golden hamster), 4845 nucleotides. RefSeq names its product ring finger protein, transmembrane 2 (gene Rnft2). Gene Ontology annotation, molecular function: ubiquitin protein ligase activity. Gene Ontology annotation, biological process: positive regulation of ERAD pathway. Lineage: Eukaryota; Metazoa; Chordata; Mammalia; Rodentia; Cricetidae. Bases 490 to 1827 code for a protein of 445 amino acids. The transcript is spliced from 11 exons. The record is from RefSeq and is a predicted model, not a curated record.
UUCUAUUGCACUUGCGUGCAAGAUAUGAACCAGGAUUUGAUAUUAGAAUAGUUGUAUCGCCUGUUUCCAGCAGGGUCUUGGGCACUUAAUUUAGGACGUUGUGUCAGGCUUGUAGAUGGAAACUUGGCGAUGCUGUGUUUUCUUUUCCCCGGGGAUGAGUACUUGGGCCAGGGGGAGUAUUAGGCCUAUUUUGAAGUUCUUGGGGACAUGUUACAUGAUGACAUUUCCUUCCUUUAUAAAGAUGGUGGGAUCGAGGGUGUAGCUCGGUGACAGAGCGCUUGCAUACAUAUGACGGUGAUGGCAAGGAGUUUUUUCCCAGCUAAUUUAGCCUUCCAAAAAUGGUCUGAUGUCUUGGAGGAGCCCCUGCCCUGCGCUUCCCUCUGAAGAGGAAGAGGAGAAGGCCUGCUCUCUCUGGGAUCCAGUGACCAUAUCACAUCAGGAACCCCGAAUGUCCGCGGCACAUUUCGUCAACAUGGAGUUCUGAAGUCCAUGUGGCUCCUUGCGGUACACCAGGUGCUAAGGAAAAUGCAGAGACGACACAGUAGCAACACGGACAACAUUCCACCUGAGAGAAGCCGCAGCCAGGCGCUCAGCCCCGAGGCCAGCGUGGAUGAGGGUGGUGUAUUUGAGAGCCUGAAGGCAGAGACCACCUCCCCUCCUGCACUGUUCUCAGGCCUGGCAGGUGGCCUGCCUGCCAACCCCUUCCCAGCAGGCCUGGUGCUGGGCUCCACAGCAGGUGGCGGGGACGUGUUCAUCCCCAUGCCAGCCACCAGGGAUGAGGCCGGUGGCCGCAGCACCGAAGGAAGCAGCUACCACCAUCGCCAGGCCCACCAUCACUUCCACCAUGCUGCCCACCGAGGGGGCUCCCUGCUGCAGCACGUGGGUGGGGACCACCGUGGGCACUCGGAGGAAGGGGUCGACGAGCAGCCAGGGACUCCGGCACCCGCACUGUCCGAGCUGAAGGCUGUGAUCUGCUGGCUGCAGAAAGGACUGCCCUUUAUCCUCAUUCUGCUGGCCAAACUGUGCUUCCAGCACAAGCUGGGCAUUGCUGUGUGCAUUGGGAUGGCCAGCACCUUCGCCUAUGCAAACUCCACCCUCCGGGAGCAGGUGUCCUUAAAGGAGAAGAGAUCGAUUCUGGUCAUCUUGUGGAUUCUGGCCUUCCUGGCAGGGAACACGCUGUAUGUCCUUUACACCUUCAGCUCCCAGCAACUCUACAGCAGCCUCAUAUUCCUGAAGCCCAACCUGGAGACACUGGAUUUCUUUGACCUGCUGUGGAUCGUGGGGAUCGCCGACUUUGUGCUGAAGUAUAUCACCAUCGCCCUCAAGUGCCUCGUCGUGGCCCUGCCUAAAAUCAUCCUGGCUGUCAAGUCCAAGGGAAAGUUUUAUCUGGUCAUCGAGGAGCUGAGCCAGCUGUUCAGAUCACUCGUUCCCAUCCAGCUGUGGUACAAGUAUAUCAUGGGGGAUGACUCCUCCAACAGCUACUUCCUAGGAGGGGUCCUGAUCAUUCUCUACAGUCUGUGCAAGUCUUUCGACAUCUGUGGUCGUGUGGGUGGAGUCAGGAAAGCACUGAAGCUACUUUGCACCUCCCAGAAUUACGGGGUUCGAGCCACUGGGCAGCAGUGCACAGAAGCAGGCUCCAUCUGUGCCAUCUGCCAGGCCGAGUUCCGAGACCCUAUGAUUCUCCUGUGCCAGCAUGUGUUCUGUGAGGAGUGCCUCUGCCUGUGGCUGGACCGGGAGCGCACCUGCCCCCUCUGCCGCUCCGUUGCUGUGGAUACCCUGCGAUGCUGGAAGGAUGGGGCCACGUCUGCACACCUGCAGGUGUACUAAGCUGAACACAAGUGUCUGGAGAUGCCAGAGGGCCCAGAACCUCUGAGCCCAGUCCUGAGGAAUCCUGGGAAACAACCUCCAGCGCUUUCUCCUGCCUUCCUCCAACUUUACCUGUUGGCCCCAGGGUCUCCCCACCAACACAUUCCUCAUCACCCUGGUACAGAGUGUGCAACCUGCCCCACCAGAAAGGGGACCCUUCCUCACUCAGGCCUGGCUUCCCUGCAGGUAGGUGGUCCAUCCUCUCAAAGUGGAGGAAUUGCCCUUACACAAUCUCCCCUUAUUUAACCCUACUCCAGCGGCUGGUACUCGGUCUGAGCUGAAAGAGGACAGCGUGUCAGCAUGUGACUCAGGUUUGCAAAUGAGAGCCACUGGGGAGGGGGAGGGAAUUUCACCAAGUCAACACCAGGCUGUGCCCCGCCUACAUAAGGACACCUGAGGUGAGAAGCCAGGUGUGGUCACCCAGCUAGCACAGGUGGAUGAGUCUCCAGCGCUGCCUGGUGCUAUUGCUGCAAGUACAGAGGCCAGCAGAGCUAGCUUAUUGGAAGAACAUAGGCCGUUCUCGUGUCCCUCGGUGGCUGGAAAUCAGUGGCCUGGGCAUACAGCGUGGCAGAGGCAGACAUGCUGAGUGCCCAGGCUGUGAAUGCUGGUCCCUGAGAUCAAAUGGUGGGAGCCAUGGAAAGACUUGACCUUCCUGAUUCCUUUGUUCCGUGGCUCUGCCAGGGACAGUCCAUCUCAAAGGGGUCUCUGCCAUUUCUUCUAUCCUCAUUCCCUUCUGUGCACUCCCCCACUGGCAGCUCAAGUCUGUGCAGAGCUCCAGUGGACAUGGCUGCCUCUCCCGGGAGCCUUCGGAGCUAACAGUUCAAUCCAUGUCCUAGAUGGCACACAGCUCAGGAGCAAUCAAUCCCUCCCUCUCGCUCCACCCCUGCCCUCUAGUGAGGUAAUUAGUUCAAAGAAACAACAGUCCUUCAGCGUCUCUGAAAAGACUGGUUAACCAAAAGCCAGAGAGGGGCCGCAGGGAAUGCUGGGAGCAGGCACACAGGUGUACUUCACAUUGGAGUCUCUAGGAUGCAGCUGCUGCUCCCGUUGGGAAACUCUGCUUGGAAACCUGGGUUGAGAUAGCACAGGUGACCACACAGAAGCCUCUGGACGCCUGACUGCCUUCCCCCUCUCCCAACUCUGUUCUCUUAUUGUCGAUAUCCUCACAACAGGAUGGCUUCAGCCACGUUUGAGAAAACCGCGCAUGGCUAGUGGACAGAUUAGCAUACAUGCCUUGGGGGAGAUGGGGGCCUCACUGCCAUCUCCCUCCCCUCAGUAGAUUCAGAACUCAUGCCCUGGGCACCCUCGCCUGGACUUCUUCCUCUGUUUGGUUUCCUUGACUCAUUCCUGGUGCCUGCAAGACACCCUUUCCGGGGGAUCAUGGCAUCCUUCAAGUUCUGUUACUAUGGCAAUGGCCAUGAUGUUAAACAAUCUCACUGUCUGGAUGUUCUAAGAGGAAAGGGAUGAUGGAUCCCUCUGUUCUCUCUGGCUCGAGGUUUGUAUCUGAGAGAUUGCUUUGUCUGUCAACAUUAUGGAGGGUUUGGAGCUGGGGGAGACUCACAGAAGUGUAGUGUGGGUUGGAGCAGAAGCAGCCAUUAGGAAUCCAUCUUGGAAACCCAACUCCACGCUCUGCAUGAUUCUGUGCUGUCCCUGUACACUGAAGCCAUCAUUGGGGCUUCAAAACCCAGAUACUUGGAGGGACUGAGAAAACUUACCAGGUCUGCAGGUGACAGCUCCACUGGUAGAGCACUUGCCUGGCAUGCAGGAAGCCCUGAGUUCCAUGCCCAGCACCACAUAAACUAGGCAUGGCUGUGCACUCCUGUAAUGCUUGCACUUGGAGGUAGAGGCAGGAGGAUCAGAAGAUCAAGUCCAUUCCCUGGCUACAAAACAAGUUCCAGGAUAGCCUGGGCUACCUGAGUUUUAAAGGGAGAGAAGGUAAACUAGCGGUGUGGGUUACUGGUGAAUGCUCCAGUGGUUUCCCCACCCACUCACCCCUAUUACCUUUCUAACACUGUGUAAAUGUAAACUAUAUGCCUGCCAGAUAAAGAAUGCCUCAGGUGGGGGCAUUCUCCAGAGACAGUGAGAUGGCGUAGUCUAGGAUCUUAUUUGUUCGUUUCCCACCCUCUGAGGGGACACCACAUCAGGGGGUUUCUUCCAGCUUAGAUGGCUCUGCUUCUGUCCUUCCCACAUACACUGAGCUAUGGGAAAGUGGCCCCUGGAAAGCCUGCCACACCCUUCAUCCUGCUGUGGCGUGUGAGUCCUUUGUAUUGAGGGGGUCAGUGGGCAUCGGGUUCUAUACCUGGCUCCCGGCAUUUGGGUAUUUUGAUUUUGUGGGUCACAGAUGCAAAUCACACUGAGUCCUCGGAGUCUUGUUUGUGCAUAAGAACCUGAGAAUAAUAAGGCAAGGAGGGCUGCAGAGAGGGGAGAGCCAUUACGAGUGCUUGCCACUCUUCGGAGGCCCAGGUGCAAUUCCCAGCACUCACAGCAAGGGGCUCACAACUGCUGUUAACUCCAGCUCCAGGGAAAUGGAAGCUCUCAUCUGGCCUCCACAGGCACCUACACAUAUAUGGCCUGUACAUGUAUGUCGGGGGGGGGCACGUGUGCACACACAUAAUUUAAAACAAAAUAAGUCUUCAAGAAGUGUGUGGGACCAGGUGGUGGUGGUGUAUGCCUUGAAGCCCAGCAUUCUAGAGGCAGAGGCAGGUGAGGCCAGCCUGGUGUACAAAGCUACACAGAAAAACCCUGCCUCGAAAACCAAUAAUAAAAAAAGAAGAAAUGCGUGGGAAGAAGAAAGGCCCUCUUUGGAUCUGAGUUUGACAGGGCUAGCAUUUUCCAAAGGGAAUGACACACAGGUACGGAGCCCCGAUGCUAAGGAGAAAAUGGGCAGCCGUCCUGGGGUCUGUGGUGCUUUCUUCUGGGACAUGUGUCUGUCUUUGGUGUCUUUGAGAACCUUCUGCUAAUAAACUUCCCCUGUGGAUGCAA